AUGCCCAACCAGACCCGCGACUACCGAGAUCUUAGGGUCACCCUGACUAAAGAUUUCACAUUCGGAUGGGAUAAUCGAAAUUUCGGCUCUAUCCAAGGAUGCACAUUUUGGCACCCCAAUCCACAAGGUGACCUUUACGCAAUGGGUUCGAUUUGUCUUAGCGGUCGCAACAAUCAAGGCGAAACAAAUUUUCGGGCUGCGCUCCUAGUUGGCGCCAAUCCAAACACGAGUGGAGGUCGGACCGCUGUUAAAAGGCCUGUUGACUGGACUAGAAUUUGGGGGUAUGGUAAUGGGAGUGGAAGUGUCGCGGCGAUUCUGUGGUGGCCCGUUACCCCAUCUGGCUAUGUUUCAAUGGGUGAUGUAAUGGUCCAGAGCCUCGACAAACCCAAUCUCAACAGUCUGGUAUGGUGCUUACGUGCCGACCUAGUCGGUGACAACGGCGUUGAUGGAAGUGAAUAUAUUCCCGUCUUUGCCGAUACAUUCCGCGGCCACUUAACACCCAACUACACCCCUACCAAGCCCAAUACCGGAAAAGCUGUCGUUCCUCAGCUGAAAAUCCCAAACGCCUUUAAAGAAUUCACUCAAGGCGUUCCCAAAGUAACCCCUACUACCAUUCCCAACACCGGAAAACGCUACGAUGUAGUUGAGAAUGCUAGCGUGUGUCUUCCACUUACAUGCUAUUAUCCGGUUAGCGAUCCCCGUUGCAUCGAAGGAAUUUCAAACCCAUUCAUUGAAAUCAGCAAGGGAACAAGCUGGGUCGCAGAAGGCGUUUGGAGCAAUGACGGCAGUGGUCCUUUCAGUCGCGAAAAGAAAAUCAAAUACGGGUUGAGUAAGACAAAGACUGAUGAGAUGUCUCACAGCGUUGGCGUCGAAAUCAGCGCUUCGCAUGGAUUCAAACUCGUCGAAGUUAAUGUGACGCUUAACUAUCAGUUUACGACCUCAAGUUCUAGCUCGUUGACCGAGUUUACAGAGUCGGAGGUGACAGAGAGAUUUGAAGUUCCGCCAAAGAGUGUAACGGUUUUGUUCACCAAACAUGUGUUUUUGAAAGGUAAGCGGAUGGAUGGAAGUACAGUGAUUAAUCAAGCGGAAGCUAUUGCAAAUGACGAUUUGCAUUUUGGAGGUUGUCCUCUGCCUUGA
This is a messenger RNA of Botrytis sinoallii, 1137 nucleotides long. RefSeq lists its product as uncharacterized. The coding region runs from base 1 to 1137 and encodes 378 amino acids. The transcript is spliced from 3 exons. NCBI's taxonomy places the organism in Eukaryota, Fungi, Ascomycota, Leotiomycetes, Helotiales, Sclerotiniaceae. The record is from RefSeq and is a predicted model, not a curated record.